Messenger RNA from Mustela lutreola (European mink), 14262 nucleotides. It is a transcript of the gene ST7L, whose product is annotated as suppression of tumorigenicity 7 like. The record is from RefSeq and is a predicted model, not a curated record. Bases 221 to 1777 code for a protein of 518 amino acids. The transcript has 14 exons. Lineage: Eukaryota; Metazoa; Chordata; Mammalia; Carnivora; Mustelidae.
GUUCAUUUCCUCCAUUCAUCUAUGAGACGCUGGGAGCAUGUUUCGACUAUUCCUGACACCCGAAUUCCGUCCGACCAAAUCGCAAUUGUUACUGUAGGUUUUCCUAGUACCAGUGAUCUCUGUGGCGGCCGAGUCCAAAGGGCUAACUGCUGUUCGGGCCCUGGAACGGUCGGUGGCUUUUCCAACCCUGGGAAUAGGGUGAGAGGUGACCGUCACUCGCAUGGAAGCGAAAACAUUUCACUCAGAGAUCACAUCUCAGUCCAGUUCCUCCAAUAUGUGCCGCCAGUCACCCUUUCCUGCCCUUCGAAGGAAAGUGACAGUAUUUUUAAAUUCAUUGACACCGAAAUUCUAUGUGGCACUUACAGGAACAUCUUCUUUGAUAUCAGGACUAAUAUUUAUAUUUGAAUGGUGGUACUUUCAUAAACAUGGCACGUCUUUUAUUGAACAAGUAUCUGUGAGCCAUUUGCGACCACUGAUGGGAGGAACAGAAAGCAGCAUUUCAGAGCCAGGUUCUCCUUCUAGCAACAGAGAAAGUGAAACCAGCAGACAGAAUUUGUCAGAAUGCAAGGUAUGGAGAAACCCUCUAAAUCUUUUCAGAGGAGCAGAAUAUAGGAGAUACACUUGGGUGACUGGUAAAGAGCCACUUACAUACUAUGACAUGAAUUUGUCAGCUCAGGACCAUCAGACCUUUUUCACCUGUGACACGGACUUUUUACGUCCUUCAGACACAGUUAUGCAGAAGGCAUGGAGGGAAAGAAAUCCUCCAGCUCGAAUCAAAGCAGCCUAUCAAGCUUUAGAAUUAAACAAUGACUGUGCCACUGCAUACGUUUUACUGGCCGAGGAAGAAGCAACAACUAUUGUAGAUGCUGAAAGGUUAUUUAAACAGGCACUCAAGGCAGGAGAAACAAUUUACAGGCGGUCACAGCAGUGCCAGCAUCAAAGUCCUCAGCAUGAAGCUCAACUGCGAAGAGAUACCAAUGUACUGGUAUACAUUAAAAGAAGACUAGCAAUGUGUGCAAGAAAAUUAGGAAGAAUAAGAGAAGCAGUAAAAAUAAUGAGAGAUUUGAUGAAAGAAUUUCCUCCUCUUACCAUGUUGAACAUCCAUGAGAAUCUCCUAGAAUCACUUCUGGAAUUACAGGCCUAUGCAGAUGUUCAGGCAGUCCUAGCAAAAUAUGAUGAUAUAAGCCUUCCAAAGUCAGCAGCAAUCUGUUACACAGCAGCACUAUUGAAGACAAGGACUGUUUCAGAUAAAUUCUCUCCUGAAACAGCUUCCAGAAGAGGGCUAAGCACAGCAGAAAUUAAUGCUGUGGAAGCAAUUCAUAGAGCUGUGGAAUUUAAUCCUCAUGUUCCAAAAUACUUACUAGAGAUGAAAAGUCUAAUUUUACCUCCAGAACACAUUCUGAAACGGGGUGAUAGUGAAGCAAUCGCCUAUGCUUUCUUCCAUCUUCAGCACUGGAAGAGAAUAGAAGGUGCUCUUAAUCUCCUACAGUGUACGUGGGAAGGCACUUUUAGAAUGAUUCCAUAUCCAUUAGAGAAAGGCCAUCUAUUCUAUCCUUAUCCCAGCUGCACAGAGACUGCUGAUAGAGAGCUAUUACCUACCUUUCAUCAUGUUUCUGUUUACCCCAAGAAGGAGCUUCCUUUUUUCAUCCAUUUCACAGCAGGACUGUGUUCUUCUACAGCAAUGAUAGCUCUUCUCACACACCAGUUUCCUGAAAUCAUGAGUGUUUUUGCUAAAGCUGUAAGUAUGAUCUCAAGGACUUGUGUAGAGUAUUUGUAAAACACAUAAGAAACCAUCUCUGAUCUGUUUGUGCUAAACCAGCUGAUCAGGGGAAGAUGUUUGUUACCAUAAAUUACAGGAAUUGAUUUGUCAAGUAGCUCCAUAAAUGUGUCAAAUAUAAGUUUUUGGUGAGUUGGGCUAUAUUUUUGUUGCGUAAAAGUUUAAAGAAUACAGUGGUACAACAUGAUAAAGUUGGUCUUUGUAGAUCACUUUUGGUGGUAAAUAUAGCGCUGUUCCUAGCUAAGGAAUAACCCAGUUCUUUUCAAUGCUUUCUUUUUGGCAAAAAAAAACCCUAUUUGGGAAACAAUUUCCUAUUUCAAUUUUUCCAUUUAAAUGAAAUUAUUAAUGAUAAAGUCUGCUGAUGGAGAGUAAGUAGGUAAGAUGGACAGAUGGAGCAUUCGCCUGGGUACAGAAUAUGCUUCUUUACUCAAAGCUUCUCACUGUUGUAAUCUGUGUAUUCUUAAUUGGCCUUCCCCAACCUUGGAUGUAGAACCAUGGAUAGACCUUUAUUCUUAUUUUUUCCUUUAAUUUGAACUACUUCCCCGUUUCCUGAGCCGAGUUCAGAUGGUACGUGAAGACUGAUAUUAGAGAGACUAUCCCACGACUAUUUACUCUUCUAUACAAACUUAGUAAUUAAUGUCACUGGCUCAAAGUAAAAUUACCAAAGAGAAGUCCCUUUAAGUUGAUAAGCCUUUAAAAAUAGGUCUUUUUUAAAAAAAUUAACAUAUAAUGUAUUAUUUGUUUCAGGGGUACAGGUUUGUGAAUCAUCACUCUUACACAGUUCACAGCACUCACCAUAGUACAUACCUUCCCCAAGGACUAUCACGCAGCCUCCCCAUCCCUCCCAUGCCCCUAUCCUCCAGGAACCCUCAGUUUGUUUCCUGAGAUUAAGAGUCUCUAAUGGUUUGUCUCCUUCUCUGGUUUCAUCUUAUUUCAUUUCUCCCUCCCUUCCCCUAUGAUCCUCUGUCUUGUUUCUCAAAUUCCUCAUAUCAGUGGGUUCAUAUGAUAAUUGUCUUUCUCUGAUUGACUUAUUUUGCUUAGCAUAAUACUCUCUAGUUCUAUCCAUGUUGUUGCAAAUGGCAAGAUUUCAUUUUUGAUGGCUGCAUAAUAUUCCAUUGUAUGUAUAUACCGCAUCCUCUUUAUCUAUUCAUCUGUUAAUGGACAUCUGGGCUCUUUCCAUAGCUUGGCUCUUGUGGAUACUGAUGCUAUAAACACUGGGGUGCAUAUGCCCCUUCAGAUCACUAUGUUUGUAUCUUUAGGGUAAAUACCCAGUAGUGCAAUUGCUGGGUCGUAGGUAGGGUAGCUGUAUUUUCAACAUUUUAAGGAACUUCCAUACUGUUUUCCAGAGUACCAGCUUGCAUUCCCACCAACAGUGUAGGAGGGUUCCCCUUUCUCACAUCCUCACCAACACAUGUCGUUUCCUGAUGGUUAAUUUUUGCCAUUCUGAGUGGUGUGAAGUGGUAUCUCACUGUGGUUUUGAUUUGUAUUUCCCUGUUGCCAAGUGAUGUUGAACACUUUCAUAUGUCUUUUGGCCAUUUGGAUAAAAAUGGGUCUUUCUUAUACAUCUUCACAUUUUCAAACACAGAAGGAAAAUGCUAAUUCAUUUUAGUCCCAAAUCAAAAAGCACUGAGAACUAUAGAAACACUAGCCCUUAAUCAGCAAUGUAAUUUCUAUAUUUUUCUCUAUAUGCAUCUGUUCUAACUCCCUGUUUCCUCACAAUCUUUUUUGCUACCUUAAGAACAGUUUAUUUGGUGCCUUAAAGAUUAGUUGGUUUUCUUCUGGCACUAGGAGUAAAAGCACUGGUUUCCCUUUUUCCCUGAAGGUCAGCUGUAUAAUGUGUUAAGUUGCCACUGGCAGUAGGCCUAGCAGUCUGAGACUGCACUUGAUUCUGGGUCAGUCUUCAAGGAGAGUGACUUUCCACUAUUGUUCAGGGAGUAUAGAUAUUUGGGUUGGAAACUGACUGUUUCCUUUUGGUGUAAAAGUGAAGUGUAGUGAUCGUACGGUAACUGUUGUUCACAGUGGUGCUGGCUGGGGAGUGAGUGCAUCUCAAACUGAGAUGACCUUACUGUGUACUCUGGCAUGGAAAAAAAUUGACUAGAAAGGGAAUCCCAUCCAUUUAAGAACUGGAAAAAUAUCUGCAGCUGUGUAUUUGAGAUCACAGGCAAGCGGUGGGAGGGAUGGUCCUUGGAGUUCUCUCAGGGCAUUGGAAAGGAGGGAAAAUAGAGUAAGGGAGAGAUUUAGAAUCUAGAAUUGAUAUGUAGCAUAUGUUAGUCAUGUACUUCCAUGAGAUACUGGUUAAAAUUAGUGCAGAGCGGAUUCACCAUCCGCUGUAGCCACCAAUGUUAGUAUGUAGUAUCUGUCUUUAUCUGAGACAUGGCUGAUGCUCCAAAAGAGUCCUUAAGAUUACAUAGCACAAGCUCCUUAGCACUCCUCUAGCAGGGUCUGAGAAUGAAUAAUUAUACAUUUUAAACUGAAAUCUUCUUUUUUAGACCAAAAGUUAUUAAUUUACUGUAGUUCUAGGUAAUGAGCAAUAAACAGGCAUUUAUUUACCAUCCUUAGAUAUUUGUAUAGUUGGUCGCAUAUAGUUAAAAAUGUGCCUCACAGCAAACUUUUAUAGCCACAUUUUAUCCAGUGGCCUUUACAUGUACAUUUUUAGUUCCUAAAAGCAAACUAUUUACUCAGGAUACCUGCACACCAAUAUUUGCCAUGCAGCAGUACCAAGGGCAGGUUCCACUGAAGAAUUUAUGAAAAAUGGUUACAUGCAGGCAAUCCUCAGCUUAUAAACACAAUGUAAAAAUGCCUACCAGCCAGCUAGGAGGGAGCCAGAGGUUCAAAUUCUGCUUCUUUCCCUAUUUACUUAAUGGCCUAUGCAGUAGGAGCUUCACCAUCACCCAGAAACUUGUUAGAAAGCAGAACCUCUGGUGCCACUAGCAACUUCCUGAAUCUGCAUUUUAUUUAUUUAUUUAUUUAUUUUUAAAGAUUUUAUUUAUUUAUUGGGGGCGGGGAGAGAGUGAGCACAGGCAGACAGAGUGGCAGGCAGAGGCAGAGGGAGAAGCAGGCUCCCCGCCGAGCAAGGAGCCCGACGUGGGACUCGAUCCCAGGACCCUGGGAUCAUGACCCGAGCCAAAGGCAGCCGCUUAACCAACUGAGCCACCCAGGCGUCCCCUGAAUCUGCAUUUUAGCAAGACCCGCAGGUGAUCGUAUAUGCACUUUUAAAACUUGAGAAGCCCUGCUGUCCUCUCCCUGCAACAGGAGGAAUUUAUGCGGUUUGGAGAGUGCCACCUCUUCCAGGUAAAGAGGCACAGCUUUAUGGGAUAGCAGUGAGCAUAGGCUCUGGAGCCAGACUGCUUUCCUUUGAGUUCCAGCCCUGACACUUACUGGCUGUGCAACUUCAGGUAAGUUACUUAACCAUUUCUCCCCCUCAUAGACACUUGUGAGGGUUAGAUGAGUUUGAAAUAUGACAGGUGUUUAGAACCAUGUCUGGCCACAGUAGAAACUAGGGAAGUGUUACUCUUGUCGCCACCCAUCAUUGUCAUCAUUAUCACCAAAGUGCAGCUGUGAUGAGAAAUCCUAACCCCCUCACGGUUGGGAGGAGUUAUGUCCUGCUAGUAAACUCAAAAUGUAUUUUCCCAUAGAAAUUGCAGCAUAAAUGGUGACUAGGUGUCAUUUAAACAGUACUGCCCGUACAUUAUGUGUAUUUGUACCACCAAAAGUGGAGAAAUGUUUCAGGUUGUAGGUACUGGCAAACUGCCUUGUAGAACAUCAAAUAUCGACAAAUUGCAAACUGCCUAUGUUAGGAUUUUCAAUUAGGUCAGAUAUUUGAUAGCCAAAAUGGAAAUUAAUCUAUUUUGUCAGGCAAAGCAAUUUAAGAGAAUUGCCUAAAUUUUUUCCAUUGUUACCAUGGUCUCUUCCUCAUCUGAUAUAUUUUUAUAUUAGCUCAUAUGAUAGACUAAAUUUAAUUUGAAUUUGUGAAAAUACGUUUGUUACAAAAAUUGCUUUUUUGUGAAACAAGGCACUAGGGAUUAAUGGUCUUUUAUAAUCCUCACUGUGCCUCAGAUUGAGAUAAAUGGAAGAGUAAUUAGAAUGGUUAGUGGUUUUAGUGCCCUGUCUUUUGCAUGUAUGAAGCUGUGUGGAAUAAGACUUCAGUUUCAGCAAGUUAGGGUUUUCUUUCUUGAUUUUUCUCCUGGCUGAGAUGAAAACCAAGUCUGACAUUCGACAUAGAGCAAUAAAAAAAAAAUAAAAAAUAAAAAAAUUCAUAAAUCCCUGGAGAUGUGGAAUGUGCUGAUAUCAGAGCUGAUACUCUCCAAGGCCAGAAUUCCUGAAAAAGGAAAAAGUGCUUUUAAGUAGUAGGUCAUUUUCUCACCUGCUUUGAAGCCUGCUGGGUUAAAUAUGAGAGUUCAAAGUAAGGGUAGCCAGCAAACCAAAUGAACUGGAAUCUGAUUCUGCUUAUCUGAAAGGAGCUUCUUUUUUUAAGAGCAGCACUGCCCUCUCCUUAGAGAACCAAUCUUCAUCUAGCCUGGCCCCUUUCAUUUCUCUCCUGCAAGAAAAGCUUUCUUCUUACUAAGUCUUGGGAGGGCGUUAUCACAGCAGUGAAGACUAUAGAUGGUCUUUGGAGGUUUUACUGACUUACUGAUGAAUUCAGGCUUGUGGCAUGUGAUUUUAGUACUUUGAAUUCGGAAGUGUGUUUGCAUAUAAAAACCCCUAGUUGGGUUUUAAUGAAAUAGAAUAGCUAGCCUUUGCAACCUGGCAGAAAUAGGUGUUAGCGGGCAAAGAUAGGGAUCAGAAAGAUUCCCAAAUAAAUAGUUUGUUUCACUAAAGCAAAACUUUGUUGAAAUCUGUUUCACUGAACACAUACUAUAGCUGUGCUGAGGUGGGAAUGGGCCCUGUUUCCACAUAUUUUUACUAAUCUUUAUGUGGGAAAAUGUGGUUGGACAUGCCAGUGAUGAAUUUCUGAGCAACUCAUAAUUGGCUGGCUUCAGUGUAACUAGGGCCUAACAAUCUGCUUGAUUAAUUCUUUAAGGACUACAUUAGCCAAGUUGUAUGAUUUCCAAAGAUAUAGAAGGUCAGAUGUUAUGCUAACAAAAGACCUUUCUACGGAAUGUUCCACUGGGAUUUCUUCAGCCCCUUCCCAAAAAUAAUUAACAUUUUUCUCCCCAAAUUACAUUUUAAAAAAUAAUAAGCAGAAAUAAAUGCCAAGUAUAUUUUACUGAAUAGUGAUCAAAACUUUCGAGGUUUGUGCACUGUUCUCAUCAUUUCCCCCUCCCCCCCCAGGGUAAAGACCGUCUUAAUACCUAGGGGAGUUGAUAGAUAAUUAUAACUUUAUAUUGAUAUAUACCAGUGGAAAAAUAUAUUAUUUCUAAAGGUUCCUAAUUUUCCAUUGUUAUAACCAUGACAUGAAAUCUGUUCAUAGGAGGAAGUGAUUUUUUAUAUUCUCCAUCUGAUUUCAUUCAUACUAAAAACCUUUGAAAGUUGUAUCCUUCUUUAUUAAGUACUUAGGGCCACAUUCAGAAAUUCAACCAAGUAAAACAAGUUUCUUCACUUUGUUUGAAAAUGGAUUACUCUUCAAACCUGUGAGACUUCUUUAGUUCCUAAGAACUGACAUAGUUCUUAAAACAUUUUGAAUUGCAACCAAGCUUAUAGUCCCACAAAAUAUUUUUCUGUAACCAUACUAUUUCCACAGCAAUAUAUCUGAAGCAUUUCCCAGAGAUUAUACUGAUAACAAAAGGAGCCCACUGAAUGACAGGUCAAAACAUUUUGUAUGUUUACAUUUUUGUUCUCUUGCUAGUGCCACUGAAUUCAGUCUUUAUUUGGGCAGUCUAGCAUAUUCCCGUUUUGAUUUUCUUAAUUAAUUGGGAUAUUUCUAGCAAGAGAAAUGUUCUCUACUUCUAUUAGGGGUAUUUAUCAUGCUUCAUUCUGAUUGUUCUUUAAAAAGAACCAGACUGAAGUUUGUGAUCUUGCUGUUAUAUUUCUUUAUCCAUUUUUUCUAAAUACUAAACUUUUCUUUUCAAAGAGGAGGAAAAAAGAAUAAAAGUCAAGACAAUGUACUUUUUUUUUUCAAAGAUUUUAUUUAUUUAUUAGAGAGAUCACAAGUAGGCAGAGAGGCAGCCAGAGAGAGAGGAGGAAGCGGGCUCCCCGCUGAGCAGAGAGCCCGAUGUGGGGCUCGAUCCCAGCACCCUGGGAUCAUGACCAGAGCUGAAGGCAGAGGCUUAACCCACUGAGCCACCCAGGCACCCCAAGACAAUGUACUUUUUAAUGAAUGUUUAUACCCCUUCCCCAGGGUUUCCUUCAGUCGUGAAGUUUGUGGAAAACAUAUUCUUUCCCUAUUAACAUGUGCCUGUCAACUGGGAAGUUCACAAAAGCUUUCCCUGAAUUUAUUUGGCAGUAUAUUUAACCAUCCUUUCCCCCCAAAGCAACAUCCCAGUGUCAAAGUUGAGGACAUCCUGUCACUAAUUGCUACUGAUAUACUGAUUGCUUAAUCAUUAGCACUUGGGGUAAACGGACUGCCUUGCUGUUUUCAGAAGACUGGUGCUUAGAUAUUGAUGUAGAUUGCUUAUUCCAAACCCAUUACACAAGUGAUACUAGAAUUCACAUCAGGAAACUCCUGAUUUUUCUUUUAGAAAACAUCUUUGUUUUUUGCAGACCCAGCACAGUCCUCUAAAUGGAUAGAAUAAUGGUAUACAGAAUAAAAUAAUCUUGAGGAAUAGUUUUGCUUGGCUUCUUUCUUUAGUUAUUUUUUAUUUAUUUAUUUUUUAAAAUUUAUUUAUUUGACAGAGAGAUCACAAGUAGGUAGAGAGGCAGGCAGAGAGAGAGGGGGAAGCAGGCUCCUAGCCAAGCAGAGAGCCUGAGGCAGAGCCCAAUCCCAGGAUCCCGAGGUCACAACCAGAGCCGAAGGCAGAGGCCCAACCCACUGAACCACCCAGGUGCCCCUACUGGCUUCUUUCUUUUUUUCUUUUCAAGCUUUGCUCCUUCUCCCAUCAAUCAAAUUUCUAAUGUUUAAGAGAACUAAAUUUGUAUGACUACUUAAUAUAUUAUGAUUCUAAACCAGGAGUAAUUUAGAUUUCAGUUAGUUAUUAUCAUUGUUCUUAAGAGUAUAUACUUAGACUCUCAUUUUUUUUUUACCUGAGCCAUUAGAGGACAGAUUGUGGUUUUCCAAUGUUUUAAAUGGGGAAUUUUGAGUCAUUCAAGUUAAGUGACUUGCUUGAAAUCACACAAUAGAUCGUUCUUUAGUCAUGAUAUAUAUUUUUGGUUUCAAUAAUAUGUCAGUUUACAACUUAGAGCAGAACAAGUACAAAAGAAUACAUUUUAAAUAAAAUAGUAAUGCUGAAGGGAUAUAGAAUGAUGGAGUGGUGAUAGUACAGUGGUUUUGCUAGGGAAGUCUUCCUACAGGAGAUGAAUUUGGAGAAGAGUUUUGAAUGAAAAGGCCAAUACAGAUUUUCAAAAAAUAGAAAAGACAUUUAGGUUGCAGAAAUGCUUACAGCAAAACAAAAACAUCAGUAGAACAACUACCUGGAGAACUCUUCCUUCUUUACAGCAUAAGCCUAUUUGAUGAACUCUGAUGCUUUAAAAUAAAGAAUGCCCAUUUAUUUUUUUGUCUUUCAAAUUGGUUCGCUUUAAUUUCAUUCCUUUUCUUGCUAGUAAGCCUCUUAGGAAUGAAGAACACUGGUCAUUCCAUCACAUACUUAGACAACAAUAUAAAAAACUUUAGCCUAUCUAACUCUCUGAAUGUACAGUAAUACUAAAACAGUAGGCACAAACAGUAGGUUUGUAAUGAUUCAGAGGGAAUUUAAUCAACAGUCUGAAAUGGUAAAAAAAAAGAAACUUAAUUUAAAUUACAAAUGUAUACCCCAUGUUUCAAUAUCAUUCUUCUUUCAAAAUCAGAGGGUAAGUUUGUGAAGGAUUAUCUGGGGAAGUUUAACUGAACAGAAUAAACUUUUGGUCUAAAAUAUAACUUGCGUGUAUUUUCUGGUUAACAUGGGAAUUUUAGGUAGCAGGUGUACUUCUAGUAGUUGUAUUAGUAAGUAGGAAACGUAGGUAUGUUUCUUAAUGUUGAUGAGGCCUCAAUACAAGAUUAGCUAUUUUUAGUAUUCUUUCUGAAUUUGAGGAAAAAAUAAAAUUAUCUGUCUUAUCUCUCUGAUGACAUUAAGAUUGCCUUAUGUCCAUCUCUAACAGCCAGCUUCGAGAAAAUAAAUUACUUGGGUUUCAGAUGCUGCUCGACAAAAUUAAGAGAACUCAUAUUCAGUUAACUGAUAUUCAGACCACAUAAUCACCCUCUCAUCUCAUCCUAUAAUUUCAAGUGUUCUGAAAAUGAAAUGUAUAUAUUCUUCAAAGUGUAGUAAAGGGCUCUGUUCUUACUGAGCAGUUGAGAAUUACCAGUAGGAAAUAAAGCAAGAGAAGCAGUUUGGGGAAGAAUUCAGAAAGGAGCAUAUUCUCACACCCUUUGCUAGGAACGUGCCAGCUCUUGUUUUCAUCUAUUCAAGAUACGGGAGUCCCACUUUCUUUGUGAAGCCAGAGUUCAAGCUUUGACUCCCAGGUAGCGGCAGCUUUACAAUUAAAUUUUAAUCCUUUAGUGUUUGUUAGACUCCUAUCUAGAGUAUAGCUGCAACCAUUCUUGGCAGGCAAACACAUUGCUGUGUUUCCUGCAGUCACAGUGAGAUAGAAGAAUGUUCCCUGGCUGGGGUGUGGAUGAAGGCACUUUACUAAUCUUAUGCAUAAUUCAUCCUUGGUUGCUGGGGUACUCAGAGUUGAAACUUUGCCCUCUGAUAAAAUUCAGCUGGAUUUCUUAUUUACUUGACUCUGAUCCCUUUGGAUUUAGCCCUUACUGGAAGCCUGGGGAUUCUAAUUCAGCUAAGCCCUAGCUGUGUAGACUUUUCUUAUUAAUUUGCUCUGGAUGUAUUUUAGCUCUUGUUCAGACCACCAUAAACAACAACCGCAACAACAGCUGCACUAAAGAACAUGUAGCUUAGAGGCCAGGAGACCCUGAAAAGAUUUCUUCUUUCGGUAUUGGCUGAUUGACUGGAAGGACUCCAAUAGGGCUUAUCUUAGUUUGUUUUCAAAGUGUAGUUUUUAAAGAGCCUCCGCAUUUAAAACUACGUGAACUCUCGUUCUAUAGCUUGCCACAGUGUGGUAAUGAUUAUUCUGUAAUGUACUCCACAUUUUCAGCAUUCACCUUCAUUAUGUUAAGAUGUUACUACGGAUGGAUCUGUUCCUUUCUCCAUGCGGUGAGCAGAUACGUGUUGGGCACCUUCAUGGAGAAUGAGGUACAGUGUGUGUUCACAGGUAACUCAUAGUCUAGCAGGAGGGGGUUUGAACCGAAGCUACUGCUCCAGCAGUAGAUUGGCAUACCCUUGCAUGUUUAUUCAUUUGACUGGAAGUGACUGAGGAAUUAUUUUCACAUGCCUCACCUAGGAUGUAGUGACCUAAAAAAUCAUUCUAGACUCAGAGAGGACUUUCCCUUUCAGAAGACUCUGUUUAGUUAGGAGCCCUUUCGGUCACACAAGGAAGAUAGAAAGAGGAGCCUCUAUUCUCUUCCAAACAUGAGGUAUGUAGGACUUCAUCUUAACACCUAACUGACCAAGUGCAUAUUUUUAUAAACAGUGGUAUUCAUUAUUUUUCCUGAAUAGUUUAAAUUUUGUUAAAAAAUGAAGUGUUCCACAAAUCAGAACUUAAGAGAUGUCUCACCUCAGAUUCACGUAUCAGCUGCCAUGAGACAAAAUCCUCUCGUGGUUUUACAUUUUCAUCACCCUCUUUCGUGUCCUCUCAUCCCUAUUAAUGACAGAUUGAUAAGAGGUAAGGGCCAUUCUGGUUUGGAAAAUGAAACAGUGCAAUAUCGUGGUGAAGCAGAAUGGGAUAGUGAGAGUUAGGUCAUGUGAGCAAGAUAGGAAAGAGCCACUACAGAAUUUCCCAGAGCCUACUGUUAAUGUCAAAGCUGCAUCCUCCAGUCAGUCACUGAUUCUGAAAAUCGGAACAUAUGUUAAUUUUUUUAAAAUAAUAAAAGGAUAUUGGGAUAGGCACUGAAAUAGGGACCUUUUCCUUCUCUGUGAAGCUGAAUUUUGAUGAUCGAUUCUACAUCCUGCACAGUUCUACCUUUUUAUAGGGGGAACCACCAAGAUUUUCUGAGUAACUACAAAAUAUUUCCGAUCUUUAUUGGCUGACUUAAGUGUAUGUGCUAACUGGUCAUUGGGGAUAUGACCUUGGAAUACAUAUUUCAAAAUAGACACAUGACAUGUCUGUCCUUAGGGAGCUUAUACUAAUUAGGCAUGUCAUCAAUAAAUAUGGUAAUGUGAUGGAAGUAUAUAGAGUAGAAGAGUGCGCCCAAAGAGUAUACUGAUUUGACUCAGUGUGGCAGCAGAAGAAAGGAAGUAGGACAAUUUGAACAAUGACUUGGAGACGGAAGACUACGGAUGAGGCUUUGGAAUUUACUGCUGAUUGUUAGUUCUCUAGCAAUCCAUCCAAGCUUGCUAUAUCUGCUGGUAUAAAUAGAAAUUAUUAUUCUUUGGGUGGGUUAACAGAAUAUGUAUCUCCAAAUAGUGACUUAGAUGCAUGAUAGCAUCUUCCAACUCAGAAGUCUGAUUUGUAACAUGCUGGUAAAGAGGCAUAUUUCAUAUUUCUGGGUUGUAAGGAGCCCACUCUCAUCCAUUCACCUAUGUUUCCAUGUAGACUAGACCAUGUCUGCCAAUAUUAGGUCUCUAGAGAAAGAGUUAAGUCAAAAAUCAACUCUAGGCCCUCUGAACCCCUGGCUACUACCUACUCCUAUGGGAUUUGGACAAAGAUAAUGAACACAGUUACUUAACCUUUUUUUUUUUUUUUUUUAAACUCUUAGCUUUCAGGUGUCAUUGAGACUAAUCAUAUCUCUUGUUUGGCCUCAAGUUCCAUAUUAAAUUGUUUUUUUUAAUUGCUUUUGAGCAAUAACUUUUCUUUGGUCGCUUAACCAGUCAUAAAAGUAGAGGCUUUUGUCUUGAUGUCUGUAUUAUACUAGCUGCUCUGGGAGAAUAGAUGAAAAAUAAUAAGUCAGUUAGAUAUUUUAAGAGUAUCGAAAUCCCUUCCAUUCAGAAAUGUAAAUAAAAUAACCAGCAUGAGCAAUCAGCUUAUGUCAGAUUCCAUGGGUUUAUGUUACAUAGGGAAAUUAUAGUGCAACCUGAAACAUGCUUCUUAAUGAAUUCAUAGUGGUGUCACAGUUGAAUGUAAACCCUUGAGCUUUUCUAUUGUGAAAGGUUUCAGAAAUCACCUUUUAUAAACUGCCAGGGAAGGAGGAAAAAACUAAGAUGAUACCAACCAAAUGCUGUCACUGUGUAAGUGGCUGCUUCCUAGCACCAGACUGUGCCAGUUAAGUAAAGCAAACACUUGGGAUACUGUUCACCUUUUGGCUUAUUCAGUGUUAUGUGUGUGUGUGUCUGUGUGUGUGUGUGUCUUGUAAUAUAGUUGAGCCAUGAAUGACAUAGGCGUUAUGGGCACUGACCUCCUGUACGGUCAAUCUACUUAAGACUUUGUCUUUUUAAAGAUUAUUUAUUUAUUUAUUUGACAGGCAAAGAUCACAAGUAGGAAGAGAGGGAGGUCGGGUGGGGGUGGAGGGAGCAGGCUCAUCAUGGAGCAGAGAGCCCAUGUGGGGCUUGAUCCCAAGACCCUGGGAUCAUGACCUGAGCCGAAGGUAGAGUCUUUAACCCAGUGAGCCACCCAGGCAUCCCUUCACUUAGGACUUUUGACUCCCCAAAAACUUAAUGUUGACCAGAACCCUCCUCAACAUAAACAGUUAACACAUAUACUAUGUAUUAUAUGUUAUAUGUAUUAUAUACUGAGUUCUUAUAAUUAAGAAAAUGUUAUUAAGAACGUCAUCAGGAAGAGAAACAAAUACAUCUACAGCCCUGCAAUGUGUUCAUAAAACAGAUCUGUAUAGAAGUGGACCCAUGCACUUCAAACCUGUGUUGUGCAGGUGUCAACUUACUCUGUUUCUGAAAGAAGCACAAGGAGAGUGCUGUGGAAGGCCUGGUUAUCCUUGUGAUUUUUGUCCUCAAAAAUUAGGAAAGCUCAGUAAGGAAGUAGAACAGGAACCUGGUAAAUAGCUCUGUUUUUACCUUCACAGAUGCAAGAAGCCAGAGACCUAACCAGAAGUUAGGAGUUGGAAAUUUGUCUCUUGUUUUUGGCAGCUGCUCUGUCUAGCAGCUUGUAGUGCACGAGACGUAUCUUCAUUCACCCUUAUCAGUGAACUGGUUUUGUGGUCCCUAAAGCUCUUUCAUCACUCUCCUGCCAUUCACUGUGGCCUCAGACAUGACUUCUGCUUGCCACAGAAGUCCCGUAUGUCAAACAGGACAUCACAGCCUGUCAAAUUCUAAGGUGGGGAGUGAGGGAAAUAACCACAUAGUUUUAAUUUUAAAUUGUUCCUUUUUCACCUUGUAAUUUCUCAAGAGUUUGGCUUGAUUUAUGCCAGGCUCUGGGCCUGUAAGCCUGCAUUAGUGCAUCACAAUUCUGGAUAAAAUAUUUCACAUCUCUUA